AGCCAAACUAAUAGUGGGGCAGGUGGCAGACUAAAGAGACUGCCUUAGGGACACGAGGUUCCCAACAUGCCGCCACCACCACCACCCCCACCCCCGGCCCCCCCACCCCCUCCCGCGUUCAACACAGCGCCACCAAAGCUCAACAAAGGUGAACAGAAGGACAGAGGGCAACUCCUGUCCUCUAUAGAGGCAUUCAAGAAAAACAAGUUGAAAAAAGCAGAAACCAAUGACAGGAGUGGACCUUUAUUAAGCGGAAAAACCUCAUCAGGAGGAGGAGGAGGAGGAGGGGAGGGGGAGUCAGACCUGGAGGGGGAGGAGACAGAGGAGGAGGGGGAGGAGGGAGGGGGAGGGGCUCCCUUGGGCCUUGGUGGCCUUUUUGCUGGAGGAAUGCCCAAGUUGAAAUCCACAGGACUCAGGCAAGAUGGAGGUGGCAACCUAAACACAGAAAACAACAAACGCAGCCCGAGUCCCAACAACAGAUUUGCCGGUCGGAGCAACAACAACACAGCAAACAACGUGGGCACUGUUCCCCGCGCCAUGCCCAGUCAAACUAACAACAACACUGUCCCACGCCACACCCCCAACAACUCCCAACCCCCACCCCCUCCACCCAGUAACAGGAACGUACCCCCGCCACCCCCCUCUAGCUCCAAUAAACCAAGACCCCCCUCAGGUCAACAGAGACCCCCCUCUGCUCCAGCAGGGGUAAGAGCUGCACCCCCCUUCGGGAACAGACCACCCCCUCCACCACCAGGGAGACCAGCGUCAGCGUCAGUAGGAGGGCCAAGACCGGGACCCCCUCAAAGAAUGAGGCCACCACCACCUUCAAAAGGACCCCCACAGAUGGUUCGGCCACCCCCUCCACCGUCCACCUACCCCCCUAGAAUGAACGGGCCCAGUUCGACGCAAGGACCCCCUCCUCCACCACCCCCUGGUAUUCGUGGUCCCAGACCCCCUCCCCCACAAAUGACAAGACACCCUACCCCGCAAAUGACAAGACCCCCUCCACCACAAAUGACAAGACCCCCUACCCCACAAAUGACAAGACCCCCUCCCCCACAAAUGACCAGACCCCCUGUUCCACAGCAGAGUAAACCCCCUCCACCACCAAGCAGUGCAAGACCACGUGGCCCCCCACCCCCUCCCACAAGAGGAGGGCCACCCCCUCCACCUCCAGGAGGUCCCCCUGGCCAAAGACCCCCUCCCCCACCUCCCCAUAGAUCUGCAUCAUUUAGGGAUACACAGGGACCCCCUCCCCCACCCCCUGGCAGGGGCCGACCCCCUCCCCCACCCACGAGGGGGCCUAGCGGAGCACCACCCCCUCCCCCUCCCACAAGAAAUGGGCCUAGGAUUUCCAUGCCUGGAGUGCCUCAGAAAAGUGAUCUAACAGUACAUGCCAAGAGGUUUUCACUUACCAGCUCAAAUGAAUUUGAAGCAAGGUUCACCUUCCCGACAAGUCUGCCUACUCCGCCACCCUUCGAGAAAACCAACAAGACGUACCCUAGCAAGAUAAAAAACAAAUCAGCAACAAGACAAAGAGGAGUUCCCCCUCCCCCACCCAAACGGUGAUAGCAGCGCCGCCUAGCACCUGACACUUAACCUGCAGCCUGCAGUUAGGCAUGGGCCGACAAAACAAGGAUUAACACAGCUGAAGAUACUAUCACAAAUACUCCAAUGUUCAGGGUAAAAAUCCUUAUGACUGAGGAACGAAUAGACAGUAGAAUGUAAAGGCAAGACAUUGAGUUUAGAACUAACGAAGAGUUGUUGUCAAUCCUUGCGUUGUUUGUCGGUCGGGCCAUGCCAUCUCAAUUCUGGGGACAGCAUCAUCACGUGCUUGCAAAGGGACCGUCCAAUGAGUUGGCAUUAUGAGAUGUCCGCUAACAUAGAGACUUACUGUUGUUGUUUAAGUUAAAACUUUUCUUCCAACACAAGAGACAUUGUUGUCACCUAGAGCUUUUGACCAGUCGCUCUGGU
Messenger RNA from Branchiostoma belcheri (Belcher's lancelet), 1974 nucleotides. Its product is annotated as WAS/WASL-interacting protein family member 1-like. Gene Ontology annotation, molecular function: actin binding. The record is from RefSeq and is a predicted model, not a curated record. Lineage: Eukaryota; Metazoa; Chordata; Leptocardii; Amphioxiformes; Branchiostomatidae.